GCAGACGCCGGUGUAGGAUUGCGAGACACCCAGCAGCCAGCGACAGCUCUCGGGUGCGUCUGGGGUUGGGCGCUAUUUGUCUCCUAAAUUCCACAACGACUUUGGGUAACAAUGACUACGUCGGGGUCGCUGGAUCGGAUUGAACUCUGUGACAGCCUUCUGACAUGGGUUCAAACAUUUGGUGUGGAGGCUCCAUGCAAGACGGUGGAUGACUUGACGAGUGGUAUCGUCAUGGCUCAAGCCCUACAGAAAAUAGAUUUAGUGUAUUUCAGUGAUGCAUGGAUUAGUAGAAUCAAGCCAGAGGUGGGGGACAAUUGGAGGUUGAAGGUCAGCAAUCUAAAAAAGAUCCUCAAAGGCAUCCUAGACUAUAAUCAGGAGAUUCUUGGCCAACACAUAAAUGACUUCACACUUCCUGAUAUCAACCUUAUUGGGGAACAUUCAGAUGCAGCAGAACUUGGGAGGAUGCUGCAGCUCAUUCUGGGCUGUGCGGUCAACUGUGAACAGAAACAAGAAUACAUCCAAACCAUCAUGAUGAUGGAGGAGUCAGUCCAGCAUGUCGUCAUGACAGCCAUUCAGGAGCUGAUGAGUAAAGAAACACCAGUGAUUGGAGGUAAUGACUCCUAUGUGGAUCUGGACAGACAGCUGAAGAAGACUGCUGAAGAGCUAAACGAAGCUUUGGCCACAAAGGAGGAGAUCGCCCAAAGGUGUCGUGAGCUUGACAUGCAGGCUAUCCAUGUCCAAGAGGAGCGUGAUAGACUGAGGUUAGAGUUUAAUGAGCUAGAAGAGAGGGUUGCAGCCCUGCAAGAGGAGAAAAGCAGUUUGCUAGCUGAAAACCAGGUUUUGAUGGAGAGACUCAACCAGUCAGACUCCAUCGAGGACAUAAAUAGCCCGGCUGGCCGCAGACACCUCCAGCUGCAGACACAACUGGAGCAGCUACAAGAAGAAAGCUUCAGGUUGGAAGCUGCAAAAGACGACUACCGAAUACGUUGCGAGGAGCUCGAAAAAGAACUGUUGGAUGUCAAGUCACAAAUUGAGGAGCUCACAUCUUUGGCGGAUGAAGCCCAGUCUCUAAAGGAUGAAAUUGAUGUCCUCAGGCAUUCAUCCGACAAAGUGUCAAAGCUUGAGGGCACAGUAGAUCACUACAAGAAGAAAUUGGAGGACAUGGGACUUCUCAGAAGACAGACUAAGCUCUUGGAGGAGAAAAACACAGUAUUAAUGGAGACCAACAUUAGUUUGGAAGAAGAGAUAAGAAAAGCUAAUGCUACUAAGGGACAGCUGGAGACCUAUAAGAGACAGGUGGUUGAACUUCAGAACAGACUUUCCGAAGAAUCGAAAAAGGCAGAUAAGAACGAGUUUGAGUACAAACGAGUCAAAGAGAAAGUAGAGGCUCUACAAAAAGAAAAAGAUCGAAUGCGAACGGAGAGAGACUCUUUGAAGGAGACCAUCGAGGAGCUGCAUUGUGUCCAAGCUCAGGCGGGACAGCUUACAUCAGGUCUGCUCCCUGCACUAAGCAGCACUGAUUCGCUGGCAGCUGAGAUAACAACGCCUGAGAUAAGGGAGCAUUUAAUUCGUCUUCAGCACGAGAACAAAAUGCUAAAACUGGCCCAGGAAGGAUCGGAUAACGAAAAGAUUGCAUUGCUGCAGAGUCUGUUGGAGGAUGCCAAUCGAAGGAAAAGUGAACUGGAGACAGAAAACAGGUUAACCAAUCAGCGCUUGAUGGAGGAGCAGAGCCAAAUAGAGGAACUACAGAAGACGCUUCAAGAACAAGGCUCUAAAGCAGAUGAUUCCUCCAGUUUGAAGAAGAAGUACGAGGAGCACAUGGAGAAAGUACGGCAGUUGAACAAUGAGUUACUGAAGAAGAACACCUAUAUCGAUGAGAUGGAACCCAAAUACACUGCAAGCUCUCAACGAGUGGAUGAGCUGGAAGACGCCUUGAAAAAGAAAGAUGACGAGAUGAAACAGAUGGAGGAGAGAUAUAAAAAAUACUUGGAGAAAGCCAAGAGUGUGAUUCGCACCUUGGAUCCUAAGCAGAACCAGGGAUCUGGUCCAGAAGUUCAGGUCUUGAAGAACCAACUGCAGGAGAAAGAGCGGAUGUUACAUUCCUUGGAGAAAGAGAUGGACAAGACAAAAGGCCAGAGGGACAAUGAGGAGAAACUAAUUGUAUCAGCUUGGUACAAUAUGGAAUUGAUGAUCCAGAAGAAAGCGGCUGAGGACCGACUUGCCAAAACAAAUUCCAGUCAGUCCUUCCUGGCCCGGCAGAGACAAGCCACCAGUUCACGUCGCACCUACCCAGGCCAUGUGCAGCCAGCUACCGCAAGAUCUGCAAGGUAGAGAUGCCAGACAAGACUUGCACCACUUUUAUUUCCACUCAAACAUUUUUUAACCUGACUCAAUCAUGAUGGCAGACCACUUCUUGUAGUUUAACGGUCUUACUAAUAAUAGCCUCAAACACUCAACUUCUGACCUUUCUGGGUGAUGAAUCAAUUCCCUGAUUUACUUUUUUCAUGCAUAAAUAUAUUGUACCAGUAUUAUGUUAACGUCUUAAUUUACUUUGUCGUAUACAGCACAAUCUCCCAAGUCAUACAAGUGGGUAAAUGGGUUAACUGCAUGAUUUUCAACAAUUGAUUGCUCAAUAUAGCAUCUGUUUGCUAAAACAAAUGUGCGUCUUAAUAGAUAUGUAGUUAAUUGUAUUGUUCAUAUUGUACAUGUCUUGUUCUAUGUUUAUAAGUACAAUUUAUUUUUUCCAAUUCACUGCACAUUAAGGGUGUCCAAACUAAUUGCACUAAAAGCUGCAUACUGAACAGUUGAGGCAUGCGUGGGGAAUGAGUAUGAUAAUAAUAAACAUUAUCAGGCAUGUGAGCAUCCUUUAAGAACAAAAAGAGGCAAACUGACUAAAAAGACGAACAUUUCGACACAAAGUGUUGCCACUCAAGCCCCGCGAGCAUCAAAUAGGUUGCAGUCACACAGUGACCAAAUAUGUCUCAUUAGCACUCCAACAAGUCAAUAACAUCAACAAAGCUCACCUUUGUGGAUUCACUCACAGCAUAAGACGUUUGUUGGACAAAUACAGACAAAGAAGGAGUGGCAUAAAACACGUCUCUCUGUGGCAGCAUCAAGGAAAGUUGUUCAUGCAAACAAACUACGGUGCGUUCAAGGACUUCCGAAAUUAGUGCGCCAAAUACUCUUAUCAGUAAUGCAUGUUUAAUGUCAACUGUGGGAUUUCUAAAAAUUAGGAUGAUUUGUAUUAUGUUUGUCCUCUAACAGAAACCACAUUAAAACAAAAAUUAUUCUUUUCCCCCAUCUUUUUCCAUUUUCAUACAUAUUUUUAUAACGCUCCAGGGAGCCACUAGGGCGGCACUAAACAACCGCUUGUGGCUCGAAAGCCGCGAGUUGCCCCACUUUUGUUCAAUUGGGCAUGUAAGCACACAUUGACCGAAAAAAAGAGGAAAACUGACAAUAAAAAAUACGAAAAUUUCAACACAAAGUAUUGCCACUCAAUCCCCACGAAAAAAUAUUAAAAAUCAAGACUACAUUUACUGCAAUUCGGUGCAUUUCUAAACUAUAUUUUACCUUUGGAUUUAUUCUCAUCUACCAUCUACCUGUCUUUUUAACACUUACAUGUACCAUAUUUAGUGUUUUUCUACUUCAUUAUCAUUGUAAAUCCCGCGACCCCAAAGGGAAUAAGCGGCAGAAAAAUGGAUGGAUGGAUUAUCAUUUUAAACGUAAUGUAAAUUAAAUAACAUGCAUGCAAAAAAUUCAGAAAACGUUUCCCAUUUGGCAACUUCAUCCUAAAGCCACACCCCCUCGGGUAAUAUACUUCCGGUGUUAUGACCUCUGUUUACAUCCGUCACGUCAAAAACAUACUUUCUCACUGGCUACUAAUAAAUGCUCUGGAACCACAACUGGUUUGGAAAUAAUAGUGUUCAGAUUGUAAUCAUCCAAAAAUGAUUAGCAGCAAAGUAGACAGCCGUCAACGUUGUGGCUCGGAAAAAACGCAGGCGACAACAAGUGAGCUAGCUCGAUGAUGCUAACUAUGCCAACUUGCGAGCUUUUUUGGGCGCCCUGUCCUGCAUGCAGUGCGGCGUUUAGACAAGAGGAACAGCGAGUACUUGCGGCUGAGGCAAGUGUUCAACAUAGUUUUUAAAGAUCCCAUUCUCUAAAUAUCGUAGCAGGUUUACAUAAUUCACCCAUGAAAGUUUUGUUUUAAUAUUUCAUUAAAAAAAACGUGGAAGUGAUAUUUUAACGUGAAAAUGUUUAAAGGAGAACAUUAUCACCACACCUAUGUAAACGUCAAUAUAUACCUUGAUGUUGCAGAAAAAAGACCAUAUAUUUUUUUAACCGAUUUCUGAACUCUAAAUGGGUGAAUUUUGGUGAAUUAAACGCCUUUCUAUUAUUCGCUCUCAGAGCGAUGACGUCACAUUGUGACGUCACCUAGGUAGUCAAUCCGCCAUUUUCUCAAACACAUUACAAACAUCGAGUCUAAUCAGCUCUGUUUUUUUCCGUUUUUUCGACUUUUUUCCGUACCUUGGAGACAUCAAACCUCGUCGGUGUGUUGUCGGAGGGUGUAACAACACGAUCAGGGACGGAUUCAAGUUGACUUACGUGGAGUGUGCAUCGAUUAGCACGGCAUGCUAAUUGAUGCUAACAUGCUAUUUAGGCUAGCUGUAUGUACAUUUGUAGCUAUAUUUACAUCCAGCCUUUCUCUCCACCCACGUUUAAUGCCAAACAAACACUUACCAAUCGACAGAUUUAAAUUGCUCCAGUGUCACAAGAUGUGAAAGUCCCGAUCGUUUGGUCUGCACAUUUUACCAGCAAUGUUAAGGCAGACAUGCCACAGAGAUGUAUGGAUAUCUUGCAGAUGCAUUUCCAACGUUAAAGUCAACGAAAUCACAAAGGUGAGUUUUGUUGAUGUUAUUGACUUAUGUGCUAAUCAGACAUAUUUGGUCACGGCAUGACUGCCAGCUAAUCGAUGCUAACAUGCUAUUUAGGCUAGCUGUAUGUACAUUUGUAGCUAUAUUUGCAUCCAGCCUUUCUCGCCACCCACAUUUAAUGCCAAACAAACACUUACCAAUCGACAGAUUUCAGUUGCUCCAGUGUCACAAGGUGUGAAAGUCCCGAUCGUUUGGUCUGCACAGUUUACCGGCGAUGCUGAGGAAGACAAUCGCCGAAUAGCGUCAAUAGCUAUUCGCUCAAUAGCUUCAGUUUCUUCUUCAAUUUUGUUUUCGCUAUCUGCCUCCACACUCCAACCAUCCGUUUCAAUAAAUGCGUAAUCUGUUGAAUCGCUUAAACCGCUGAAAUCCGAGUCUGAAUCUGAGCUAAUGUCGCUAUAUCUUGCUGUGCUGUCUGCCAUUUUGGCAUCACUAAAUGACGUCACAGGAAAAUGGACGAUGGAUUUAAAGAUAGUGAAAAUCAGGCACUUUAAAGGUCUUUUUUGGGAUAAUCCAUGAUGGGUAAAAUUUUGAAAAAAACUUCGAAAAAUAAAAUAAGCCACUGGAAACUGAUAUUUAUUGGUUUUAACCCUUCUGAAAUUGUGAUAAUGUUGCCCUUUAAAAACAUGAAUUUCCACAUUUUUUGCAGAUAUUUCACAUGCCUGCAUUGCACAAGCUUUUUGGUAUUGGCCAUUAUCACUUAUUACUGCUCUUUUGUCUUGCAUUUUUACAAUUGGUUUUUUUUUUGUUCGAUUUAAUUAUGACCACAGAAUCUAUAUGCGGAAUGCAAAAUACUUUGGAUAGCCUUGCUGUACAACUUUCUAUGAUGACAUCGAAAAAUGCCAACAGACACUUAAGUGAUUGUCUGACUCUGACAAUUGAGAGUUUUUUCUUUUUUUGCCAAAAACUGUGCCACUUGUGUGACUUUAGAGGUUCCACUGUAAUCCGGAUGCAAUAUGUGACAUCAUCAGGUGUCAUAAUUGUCCGGUUGGUAUUUUAGUGUACCCGUACUGUAGAUUCUCAUAUUGGUGCCAACAUGUUAAAUAGAACAUGCAAACUGAAGGAUAUAUAGAGUUGAUUAAUCCCCUUUCAAAUUGCAAUUUUCUGGAAUGAAAUUGUACAAGAUAUUGGAAUACGUCUUGAGACUAUUUGAAUAUCAUCUCCGUUGUCAUCCCAAAGUUUGUGGCUCUUUACCUCUUCUUUCUUAUUAACCCUCUUAAUUUGACAUCCGCUUUGCCACAAGUUGCUGCUAACGUUCUCUGCUUUCUGACCGUGAUCUCCUGUUCUCAACUCCCCACUGACAGCAAUAUCCCAGCAUGACUGGCACACCAGGCCGGGUCUGUGGCCCGUGCUGGCAUCAACCAGGGCCAACUCGAGGCGCGCGAUGCAUGAAUUACCCCGGCUUGCAUAUCUUUGCGUUGACUGCAAGUAACCCCAGCACCAGCACAGUCAGCACUAACAACCUUCCACUGCUUUGCAAUCCCAAUACGUGCCAGCAGAGAGCGACGUUGGAAAAGCAAACUCUCAUGUUGUCCAUGUUUGUUUUAUCCUUAUCCUAACUCCAUCCGUGCCCCCUCAUGGACUCACUUUCUGUGCUUCCAACCUGCAUCAGGUCUGUUACAACCUUUCUAUUACAAAGGCCAGCACAGUGACAGAAUACCUCAAAUAACAGUUUUUUUCCACAUGCUCAGUUGUGAAUCGAUGUCAGUAUUGCAAAAGGAGAACUGCAGUCGUACACCUUCAAGUAUUUAAGUACCCCUCUAGUGCUCGUGGUUAUGUUAACAAUGUAACAAGAAAGCUUUAACCUCACCUUAAAAGGUUGGAUUUUUAUAGACAUAGGAUCGGAACAUUUUCACACAGGAUACAAUUAUUUUUAUUUAAGUUUGUAUUCUGCAAACAAAUGACUUGGACACCAACUCUCGCUUGUUUUUAUGUCCAAGAAACUAAAAAGUAAGCUACAGAGAGAGUGGAAAGAACUUAAAAAACUGCAUUAGCUCAUGUAGGUUAAUGAUUAUGAUAAGAUGUUGAAAAACCCAAUUUAUGAAAAUAAUCCUAAAAUGAAUUGAUCACAGGUCACCUUUAUCAUGCAGCAGCAUUGUACAUUUUGUGUAGCUUUGUCAAUGCAUAUUUAUGCUUUUAUUUGUGGGGCUUUUGACAUUUAAAAGAAGAAGUGGUGACAUGCAAAUAUUUUUGGUUGAUGUGAUGCGGUUGAGUCCUCCGGUUUUAGUGCCUUUGCAGAGAGGGUUAAGGCGAUGCAAGCUGAGAAGGAAAAUUGAGUUGCUUUUACUUCUUUUACUCAUCAUUCUUAUACUGUGUAUUAUUUCAUGCAGUGCAUAUUUUAUUAUUUAUUCUUUUGUGCGGCAGUGUUAGCAUUUUAUCACCACUUUUAAUACUGUUGAAUUAUCGUCUUAUGCAACAGUGGAACGGCACAAAGUGGAACGGUUACUCUUUUUUUUUUCUACAGGAAAACAUGAUAUAAGUCUUUAAAAGGGCCGUUUAUUGUUGAAUCUUAACGGGAAAAGCACAUUUUUACCAUUAAAUUGUUUUAUUGAAUUUAAUGUUUUGUCCCUUAGGAAUGAAAUUAAAGUAACUCGUGUAUUAAACAAUUACUUUGCAGUCAAUAUUGAGGGGGAUACAUUCAUUCAGUGGAAUCUCCAAAACUGACAUUUUUCUGUUCUAGGGUUGAACCUAAAUUUAAAGCUAUAAUCAGACUUUGAACAUGCCUGAUACUUGAUUUAAGAAGUGUAACAUGAAUUUGUGUGUAACUUACAUCAUUAAUUGUAUUGCUCAUUUUGCACCGAGCAGCCUCUUCUGGUUCUAUGGUUAUCAUCACUGGUGUUUAGACACUUACUGGAUUUGCUGACAUCGAUUAGGACUGAAAGACAACUUUGGAGGUUCCACUGUAUUAAAAUGAGUCUAUUAUUCAUGACUGAUAAUUGGGCACACCCAUGGGGGUCAGUGUAAAUUUUGCGUCGCAAAUUAAGCACCUUGUGUUGUCUCAGAGUCACACAAGGGAGACACAUUGGUGUUUGAUUAGGCAAAUAUCGUCAGAAAAUAUAUAAGUCCCUGAUAGUGUUACUGAACUACUUAACUGUACAAAGAAACACAACACUGCAUUAACAAGGCAUGGCGUGUGUGUUUGUGUGUGUCGCUCCGUGUUUUUCUACUCAUUUGGACAAUGACGUUGGAACUAACCUCCUGUUUGCCAAGUUUUCUACCGCUUGUAUACAAACACACAAUGUACAUACUGUAGUGUUCACAGCAUAAAGGAGGCCUUCACCACUUUGAGGAAAAGGAAGUGAAAAUAGUUUGGAUGGAUAGCAUCUAUCUGAAAAGUGUUUGUCCGUUUAAAAAAAUGUGCUUCCGACACUGUAAACACUUGGAUAUGACAUUGUAAAUAAAGCUUGUAUAAGAAAAA
Nerophis ophidion (straightnose pipefish) is the source of this 8346-nucleotide messenger RNA. It is a transcript of the gene hook3, whose product is annotated as hook microtubule-tethering protein 3. The coding region runs from base 112 to 2331 and encodes 739 amino acids. NCBI's taxonomy places the organism in Eukaryota, Metazoa, Chordata, Actinopteri, Syngnathiformes, Syngnathidae. Gene Ontology annotation, molecular function: microtubule binding; dynein light intermediate chain binding. The record is from RefSeq and is a predicted model, not a curated record. Gene Ontology annotation, biological process: cytoskeleton-dependent intracellular transport; cytoplasmic microtubule organization. The transcript is spliced from 25 exons. Gene Ontology annotation, cellular component: centrosome; cytoplasm.